Notolabrus celidotus (New Zealand spotty) is the source of this 811-nucleotide messenger RNA. Its product is annotated as immunoglobulin lambda-like polypeptide 5. The coding region runs from base 1 to 669 and encodes 222 amino acids. Lineage: Eukaryota; Metazoa; Chordata; Actinopteri; Labriformes; Labridae. The record is from RefSeq and is a predicted model, not a curated record. The transcript is spliced from 3 exons.
AUGAGGAUGGUGCUGAGAGUCAUGGUGGUUGUGGUUUCUGCUGUGACAGAUCUGAGUGCUGCAGUGUUGAACUCUCAGGACUAUAAAGCUUCUCAGUUCACUGGAGGCUCAGCAGAAGAUGCAAAGCCUCCGCUCUAUGGAAAUGAUUUCUCUGCACUGAAGGCAACACAACAAACGCUAUGUUCAUUUAAUCCAGUUUAUUUUUUAUAUUUUCAUAUAAAAAACUGGAACUUUUCCUCAGACAGAUGCUUGUUCAAAGUGCAGGAGGUUUUUGUACGGCCACUUAACGUGUUUGUAUCACUGUGGUACACUUUCGGUGGAGGAACCAAACUCGUCAUUGACUUGGGAGCAACACGGCCCUCUCUGACCGUCCUCCCCCCCUCCUCAAAGGAGCUGCAGCAGGGCACAGCCACACUGGUGUGUCUGGCCAGCGGGGGCUUCCCCUCUUCCUGGAGGCUGGGCUGGACGGUGGGAGGCAGCAGCAGCUCCUCAGGAGCGUCACACAGCCUGGAGGUCAUGGGGGGAGACGGCCGCUACAGCUGGAGCAGCACCCUGAGCCUCUCUGCAGACCAGUGGAGGAAGGCGGGCUCAGUGAGCUGUGAGGCCAGUCUGAGUGGACAGAGUCCUGUCACUCAAAGUCUGGACCCUGGGAACUGCUCCUCAGAGUAGAGCUCCAGAAACACUUCCUGUCUGUUCUCAUGUUUCUGCAGCUUCACAGCUUUCUGCUCAGUGUUUGAGUGUGCAGGUUGUUUUAUCUUCUGCAUGUUCUUCUUUCUGCUUUCACUCUUUAAAUAAAAGUUAAAACAUUUCA